Molecule: messenger RNA, 2001 nt
Organism: Clonostachys byssicola
Lineage: Eukaryota; Fungi; Ascomycota; Sordariomycetes; Hypocreales; Bionectriaceae
Source: the annotation of a GenBank genome assembly
AUGGGUCAACACCACCAGCUCUUCGUCAUCGCCAAGGCCGGCAGGCACUAUCGCUCGCUGGCCGCCGUCCAUCACCAGUGGCUCUACGGCAUGACCGCACUUCGCCAGUGUCUGCAGCUCCUCGAAAUCUUCGGCCACAGCGAGAACCGCCUCGCCUUGCAGCAGGAACUCCGGUUCGCAGAAGCUUACUACCGCAACAAGGGUGCCCCCUCCCAGCAGCCGCCAGAGCUGCAAUGGGCUGACAGAGGCGGUAUCUGCCCGUUCCCCUUCAUCACCACCUGUUUGAUGAUGGGCACUUCUUUCAACCAAGAGUUGGCCCAGGCCAGUGCUGUCCACGAGGAGCCCUUCGGAAUGGGUUUCGAUCAGGGUGACAACAACGACGGCAUCACGGUCAUCGACAUCACCGAUUUGGAGAAUGUCAAGUACUGCUUCGUCAACUUUACGGAUGACUACCAACAAGAAGGAGAGACUCAUAGUCCUCUAUAUCAGCCCUUAACAGGCUGGCAAUAUGUCAAGACUUACUACCCCGAGGAUGACCCUAUGACCCAAACCCACAUCCACUUGCCCAAGACCCUAGAUACGAAACCUCUUAUCAACAUUGCAACUCUUGCGGAAACAUGGCCGUGGGGCAAAUGGGAAGUGCGUGAUGCUGUCCCGAGCGAUACAAACCAGCCUGAAGAUCAUCCAGUUGUGCAGAGUUUGGUGGACAAGAGCAUGGACAAGAUCGUAGAGGCACUGCUUGUCUCAACUGACAUGAGCGAAUUCAAUGCAGCCAAAGAUCAGAUUGAGGCGCUCCCCAACUCCGUUGCCAUCCUCAAAAAGACCCUCCUCGGCCGGGCGGACCAAGUUGGCAAAACUCCUCAUUCGGUUUUGCUCCUGAGACUCGCCUACACUGGCGAAACUCACCUCGACUGGGCGCCUUUCACUAAUCUUGAUAUUGCUGACCUAAGGACUGCCUUCGAAGCCGGUUCCUUCGCGUCUGUCAAGUCACUGAAUCUCUCUGGCACCUUGGCCUCCCGCUCACCAUCCGAGCUACCACCUGUGCUCGCAGGUUUGACUUGUUUGAAGUCACUGUACUUGCUGGAGAGACCCGAUCGGCCCUAUGACGAUGAAGCCCCCCAGGCCGUUCUCGGCCUCGCAUCUUCGGAUACAGGUCUCGUGUUGGAGAAGGUGGUCGUGUCUGCGGUCAUGUCGAUUGCCAUUCGCCUCAAAACGUGGCUCCCUGACACAAAUGAUGCACCCGAUGCAAUCCCGGGAUUUCCGAUUGCACAACUUCUAGUCUACCAUAAGAAUGAUGCUAUUGAUGUCUACGGGCAAGUGGCACCCUAUGAGUACUUCUUUCUCGGGGAUGCUCUCAUCAGUCCUGCCCGAUUCGUCAAUGCUUUGUUGCGCUAUGUACAGACCCUAAACUCACAGAGGUACAUAAUGGCGAGCGGUUCUGGAUCCGAGUUGGCCGCUUGCAUUGCUUUGGGCUCCUCAGUUCCCGGCAACAAGGACAUAGGCGAGAUCGGCCCUCUCCCCGCCCAAGCCUACAAGUUUGGCAAGAACAGUUACCACAGCAGCCUUUCUCACGGCUGCUACUCUGAAAUGCGAAAUCUCAAGCCCGGACAGUGGACAGUUUUGCUGGGCAGGAAUGCAGCCCCUGAGGGAUUCCAGGCGCCUGCCGACAAGGGCUUCGAGUAUGCUUUUGUCCGUUGCAAAUCCGACAUUAAGGUGCGAAAACCCGAGGAAGGGGAGCGUGACGAGGUUAUGGCAGACAACCUUGAAGUAUACAGCUUGCAAGACUUCCUUGCUGAGGCAGCCCCAAGCUCCGGCUCUACGAGUUUGGAACCUCUUAUCAACCAGCUCCGCUUUCAAGUUGGAAACACUGGUCAGCUGCCCUCGAAUGACGACGUGCUUCGGUGCAUGAAUGCCGCGCAAUCUCGAGACUUGCUGGUCAAGUUCAUGGAUAACAUUCCUACGAUGGACUUGGUGAAGGAACGCGCACGCAUGUAUCAUUAA